Molecule: messenger RNA, 1963 nt
Organism: Ceratina calcarata
Lineage: Eukaryota; Metazoa; Arthropoda; Insecta; Hymenoptera; Apidae
Exons: 3
Coding region: 876-1772 (298 amino acids)
Source: RefSeq, a predicted model, not a curated record
UUGUAUGCGCGACGCGAGUAUGUAAGCGCAAUACAUAUAACGUAUGACGUGUGCGUGCGUUAUUUCGACGACGAGCCGCGACCAAACCGACCAAACGAUUAGCCGAUCGAAAGAUGGUCGAACGUGUACUUACAACCGAACGUUGGCGGAGAAACAGGUAUGAUCGAUCGGUAUAGAUCGAUCUGGAUAUAUAUCAAGAAUCCGUCCAUAGUUAUGUGUUCGUGCCGAUCGAUUUUUAUCAACGGCGUUUUAAUACGGUGCCUUACAGGAGAAGAAGAAGCGUGACAAUUGUUUAAAGGCUUAAAGGUAAAAGAAAAGUUCUGACGUUCCGAUAUUGAGAUCACGUCGUAGAACGGGCGACGAACGGCGCGCGUCGCACUGUUCGGAAACACUUGUGCGCAAAGUGAAUCGGUGGUUCCCGUUCUCGUUCCCGUUCCCGUUUCCGCCCCGGUUGAAUAUGACGUGAGAACUUGUACCAUAUUAUCUUAUUCUUUUAUCUUCGAGUAGCAGUACGUAUUUGUAAUUCCGUCUGUUCCCACUCCCUCUCUUCACUGCAAGCGCCGUUGUCGUAUUUGCUUCAAGUUAAGCGAGAGGAAUUGACCGCAACGUUACCGCGGCGAAUACGAUGUCCCGCCGUGAUUGCAAAUUCAACUCGUUUCCACAAGUUCGAUUCUCUCUGACUCGUCAUCAACGACUUCCGUUGGCAAACAAAUUAAUUAUAUCUUCUCACGUUGCUAAUAGAAUUUGACUAAAAGCGUUGCUAUUGUCUCAGUCUUGCAGAAUUCCGCAAAUCGAAUUUAACGAGUGACAUUUUUAUAAAAGCGCAUACGAGUUGCAUUGUAUAUCCUAUUCACGAGAAGCAAUUUUUGAAAAAGAUGUCGUUAAAUGUAAGAGCGAAUAAAUGGGCUCCCAAAUUGACGAUCAUCUUUCAGCUGACUAUUUGGGGUGUCGUUGGAAUUAUUCUUCUACAGAAAGGUGCAAUCUCUCUGUGCGAUAAAACGAGCGCGCGAAAUGAUGCGAUUAACAUACAGGAAAAAUUCACCAGGCGCAACAAAGGUGAAUCGAUCAGGGAAUCGAGUAACACAGAGGGUUACUUUAAAAUUAUAAAAUUGCGAAUCGAAACGCAACGAGUAAACGUCGUUACCGAUAGCCCUGCUGCUACCGUUGCUGACGACGAUGACGACGACGACGAUGCUACGCACAAAUUACACGACCCUCGUCGAACAAACAAUAUCGACGUUGGAUCCUUUAAAACGAUCCAGAGACGAACGACGACGACGACGACUCGUCAUGAACAGGACGUUAGAGACGUGCGUUCGAUUCAAACGCCAACGAUUUAUGGAACAAACACAAAUGAAAUGGAAUCGAACGAUAGCACGAGCGGUCCGUUCGAAUUCCAAGACUCCGGCUCAGUUGGCACGGUCGUCCAACUGAAGGAACCAAACAGUUUCGUCAAAGACGAAAAGAACCGAGAAUACGAAAGCGGUGAGAAAAUUGAAACGAAGCCGAGGCGUUCUUCCGUAAAUCGAGUCGGGGCGGUUAUCGCGAUAAUCAUGCUCGCGAUCGGAGUCGUUAUGCUACUUUUAGGGCCACUCAUUGUUAUUAUAAGUGCUAUUAGUAAUAGAAGACGUACCAGACAAGUGUUAUCGAAAGCAAGACGUGACAACGAUCAACCGCCUACUUAUGAAGAAGCAAUGUUGAUGGAGCAAGUAGCACCGAGAUAUUCGACACUUCAGCUUAAUACCGUAGCCAUAUUAGAUUCACCCCUUUAACUUAAUCCUUUCCCUCGUUUAUUUUUAUUAUUCCUUAUUUUUCUAAUCGUUUCACCUUUCGCCCAUUUCACCUUCUAACUUCAUGCCCUUCUUUUAAUUUAUAUGAAUUUGACACUAUACUGUACAUACAUAUGUAUUUACGUUCAUUAUACUUAUCGCAUAUACAUCAUAUGCACAACGCAUAUACUCGA